AUGUCUGAAAAAGCGCCAACAGUUGCGGUCCUUGGACUUGGGGCCCUGGGCCUUGUGUCAAUGAAGAAUAUGCUUGAGGAAGGGUUCAAUGUAACUGGAUUUGACCGAAAUUCAUACGUUGGCGGCCUGUGGCACUACAACGAAGAGAAUGAGAACAUCUCAGUGUUGCCAAGCACAGUGACAAAUGGAUCCAAACAUCGUGGGUCAUUCACUGAUUUCCCUUUUCCUGAUGAUACGCCUGAUUUCCCAACAUCAAGCCAUAUGGCCAAAUAUCUUACCUCUUACGCUGAGCAUUUCCAAUUAAUGCCACAUGUCCGGCUUGGCACAACUAUCCACCGUGCGUGGUGGGAUGAGCUGAAGCGCAAGUGGGAAAUCGAAUUCUCCCCAGUUGGAAACGAAGACCAGAAAACAGUGCAGGAAUUUGACAAAAUAAUUCAUGCCUUGGGUCCUGAUCAAGUACCCAAUAUCCCCCAAGUAGCAGGAAUCGAGAAAUUCGCAGGCGAUGUUUCCCAUUCUGUCACUUUUAAGAGUGCCGAUGCCUAUUUUGGCAAGCGAGUACUGGUUGUCGGUUUUGGGAAUACCUCGGCCGAUGUUACGGGCCUUUUGGCGGGUGUAGCAGAACAGGUGUAUGUAUCACACCGUCACGGAGCCAUAGUAUUGCCACGGUGGGUAGAUGGCAAGCCAGUCGAUCACGUCCGCACCUAUCGCAAGGGAUGGAUUCUGGGUAUGAUGUCCCGCUACACCCCUGGUAUUUGGAAGAAGGUAAUGGACAGCGUUAUUGUCGGCCUGCGUAAUCGACUGUACGACUUGAAGCCAGAGUGGCAGCUUGACCCUGCACCGUCGUUCAGCCAGCAACGGCCGAUCAUCAGUGACAAUCUGAUUGACAAUCUGGCUAGUGGCCGGGUCAUCUCCUUGCCAUCUAUUCGUCAUGUCCGUGACGGUAAGGCCAUUGAGAUGACCGAUGGCACUGUGAUUGAGGUGGACUCCAUCAUCUGGUGUACUGGAUACACCGUCGACUAUUCACUGCUUGGGAAAAGUGACCCGACUAUCUAUGACCAAAAGGACGCGUGCGAGAUGGCAAACGGCCGGAAGAUGCCCCGACUUUACCAGAACGUUAUCUCGCUCCAGCAUCCCGAGUCGCUCGCUUUCAUGGGCAACCUGUCGUUCAUGAACCCGGCAUUCCUGAUGUUUGACCUGGCCAGCAUGGCACUUGCACAGCUCUGGAAGGGGACCUCUCGACUCCCCUCCAAGGCGGAAAUGAACCGCCAGGUAGACGAGCAGUUCAAGUGGAUUGCCAACCUCUCUAACAACUCGCGAGUAACACCCGGCCUAACUAAAGGCGUUGACUGGCUGGAAUGGGUGGAUGAAGCGGCCGGGCUCGGUAUGGGAGCGAACUUGGGGUAUGGCUGGCAGGGCUGGGGUUUCUGGCUCACGGACCGGGAAUUGUGCAAUAUGGUCAUGGACGGGCUUUUACUGCCGUUCCAUUACCGACUCUUUAAUGCAGGCAAGCGGAAGCCGUGGGUCGGCGCUCGGGAGAAUAUUGUAAAGAUGAACAGGGAACUUCGGGCUAAGAAUUGGUACCCGUAG
Messenger RNA from Nannizzia gypsea CBS 118893, 1587 nucleotides. Its product is annotated as dimethylaniline monooxygenase 3. The record is from RefSeq and is a predicted model, not a curated record. Lineage: Eukaryota; Fungi; Ascomycota; Eurotiomycetes; Onygenales; Arthrodermataceae. The transcript has 7 exons. The coding region runs from base 1 to 1587 and encodes 528 amino acids. Gene Ontology annotation, molecular function: flavin adenine dinucleotide binding; N,N-dimethylaniline monooxygenase activity; NADP binding.